Molecule: messenger RNA, 1941 nt
Organism: Aspergillus candidus
Lineage: Eukaryota; Fungi; Ascomycota; Eurotiomycetes; Eurotiales; Aspergillaceae
Product: MFS transporter
Exons: 5
Coding region: 155-1702 (515 amino acids)
Biological process (GO): nitrite transport; nitrate transmembrane transport
Cellular component (GO): membrane
Molecular function (GO): nitrite transmembrane transporter activity; nitrate transmembrane transporter activity
Source: RefSeq, a predicted model, not a curated record
CUUUUUCUCGGUUUAUGUGCAAGGCCUCUAUAUCCGGAUCUAUACCCAGAGGCAUACUGUACCAUCUUGACGCUCUUCAUAACCAUUUCCAUAUAUUCUUGAGAAAGUGUAGAGUAUCCAGCUCUCUACCCAAGAUUAGACCGACAAGCCCACAAUGAGCUUCGUCAAAUCAUUGUUUGCCUCUCCAGAGGUCAAUCCGAGUAAUCGAAAAGCCACGUCAAUACCCAUCCUCAAUCCUUUCGACCGAUAUGGACGGGUAUUCUUCUUCUCGUGGAUGGGAUUCAUGGUCGCGUUCCUCUCGUGGUAUGCGUUUCCACCUCUGCUAAGCGCAACAAUCAAAAAAGACCUCAACAUGACAUCCGCACAAGUGGCAAACUCAAACAUCGUUGCCCUCCUCGCAACACUCCUCGUAAGGUUCGUGGCCGGCCCACUGUGUGACCGAUUCGGACCCCGUCUGGUCUUCGUCGGACUGCUGCUCUGUGGAUCCCUACCAACAGCCAUGGCGGGCCUCGUCACUACUCCCCAAGGCUUAAUCGCGCUGCGGUUCUUCGUCGGCAUCCUGGGCGGAACGUUCGUUCCCUGCCAGGUGUGGUGUACGGGGUUCUUUGACAAGAAGAUUGUGGGAACGGCUAAUUCCCUCGCUGGUGGAUGGGGUAAUGCCGGUGGUGGAAUCACAUACUUCCUCAUGCCCGCUGUCUUCGACUCCUUGGUUCAAUCCCGAGGCUUGUCCCCCCAUCAAGCAUGGCGCGUAGCCUACAUUGUCCCCUUCAUCAUUAUCGUGGUUGUCGCCCUGGGCAUGCUCCUCACCUGCGACGACACCCCAACAGGCAAAUGGUCAGAGCGCCACAUCUGGAACAGAGAGCACGACCACCCCAAGGACAACAGCAUCAACAACGACAUCGUCGACAUCGUCCCCUCCAGCGAUCCAUCCAGCCCCCCCUCCCUAAACAAAAACACCCCCACCACCGACAUCGAGAAAAAAGCCGGUACAGGCACAGACUCCCCCAACUCAUCACUUGCCCCAGAGAACGGGAUAGUCACCAACCUCGACGCCCUCCGCACAGCCGACACCGUCAUCCCUCUCUCCCGCAAAGACGCCUCCAAAGUCCUCCUCAGCCUGUCCACCGCAGCAGUAGCAAUCCCCUACGCGUGCUCCUUCGGCUCCGAGCUAGCAAUCAACUCCAUCCUCGGCGACUACUACGCUGCGAACUUCCCGCACCUCGGCCAGACGCAGUCCGGACGGUGGGCCGCCAUGUUCGGCCUCCUCAAUGUCGUCUUUCGUCCUGCGGGCGGCUUCAUCGGGGACAUUCUCUACCAAUACACGGGGUCCGUGUGGUCCAAGAAACUCUUCCUCUCCUUCCUGGGCGUCGUCAUGGGCGCCUUCCAACUAGCAAUGGGGCUCUCGGACCCCAAGAGCCAGAGCACCAUGUUUGGUCUCACUGCCGGACUAGCCUUCUUCUUGGAAGCUAGUAACGGAGCGAACUUCGCCGUCGUGCCGCAUGUGCAUCCCUUUGCGAAUGGCCUCGUCUCAGGCGCAGUAGGCGGAAUGGGAAACCUCGGAGGCAUAAUCUUCGCUAUCAUAUUCCGAUACAAUGAUUCGGACUAUGCCCGCGCGCUCUGGAUUAUCGGUGUGAUUUCCAUAGCGGCGAAUGUGGCUGUUGCUUGGAUUCGACCUGUGCCGAAGGGCCAGGCGCUGCGGUAGCUGGAUUUCUUUGUUUCUUGUCUUGUCUUGUUUUUCUUAGAGAUUAUGUCAACUCUUGUGUUAUGGGUUUUGCGUUGGGUUAUGUGUAUCUUAGUUAAUGAUGGUAAUGAUCCGGCGCUGUUGGGUUUGGUUGAUUUAUUUUCUCAUGACAUUUUUUGGUCUGUGUUUGAGGUAGAGAUAGAUGAGUGUGACUAUCUAGGCAAUAGGUAGGAAUAGGAAUAGGAAAACCGUUUCCUGUC